Molecule: messenger RNA, 1534 nt
Organism: Carassius auratus (goldfish)
Lineage: Eukaryota; Metazoa; Chordata; Actinopteri; Cypriniformes; Cyprinidae
Product: deleted in malignant brain tumors 1 protein-like
Exons: 4
Coding region: 184-1221 (345 amino acids)
Cellular component (GO): membrane
Source: RefSeq, a predicted model, not a curated record
GUUUGAUGAUUUCCUCUGUUGUGUCUAAUAAGGGAACAGUGAGUGUCAUUGGCAGCUGUGAGUCUCUCUCUCUCUUUAGGGGGCUGACAGGAGCCAGUUUCUUCAGUGUGUUUGAGGAGCAGACGAGAAACUUGUGCUGUGCUCUGAGUUGAUGAAGUAGUGUGUGUCGAGCUGAAGGAGAAGAUGGAGAACUGUCUGAUGCUGAUGUUUCUGUGUUAUAUGGUAAAACUCAUCACCUCUGACAGUGUGAAUGUGAGGUUGGUGAAUGGUAAUAUUCCCUGUGCUGGUCGAGUGGAGGUUUAUAAGAAUGGUCAGUGGGGAACAGUGUGUCAUUAUGCCUGGGAUAUGACUGAUGCUGCAGUGGUGUGUAGAGAGCUGGACUGUGGGACGGCUGUAAAAGCAACAUACGAUGCUCACUUUGGACAAGGAUCAGGACCAAUUUCAAUGGGUUAUCUAUACUGUAGUGGAUCAGAGCCUGCACUGAAAGACUGUAGUUCAAACAGCCAGUAUACACAGCAGUACUGUAAAAAUCAUAAUCUUGAUGCUGGUGUCAUCUGUUCAGGACAAGGACUUCGACUUGUGGACGGGCUUCACCUGUGCUCUGGGAGAGUGGAGAUGCUUCGUACAGAAGGAUGGGGUUCAGUGUGUGACGCUGUCUUUGACCAGCAGGAUGCAGAGGUUGUGUGUAAACAGCUGGACUGUGGGGCUCCUGUACAGGUGCUGGGAGCAGCUGCUUUUGGUAAAGGAAAAGGCCCUGUUUGGUCAGAAGAAUUUCAGUGCAGAGGAAAUGAAUCUCAGAUACACGUCUGUUCACGAUCAUCUUCACAGAAACAAAGCUGUUCUCAUGACAAAGAUGUGGGAGUGAUCUGUUCUGGUUACACAGAUCUCAGGCUGGUGAAUGGCUCAGACUCUUGUUCUGGAAGAGUAGAGCUUCAGUUCCUCAAAGAGUGGGGCACAGUGUGUGAUGCAUGCUGGGAUAUGAGAGCUGCCAGUGUCCUCUGUAAACAGCUGAAUUGUGGGAUUGCUGUGACUGUUGUGGGAUCAGACUGGUUUGGAGAGGGAAGCGGUGAAAUCUGGGCUGAUGUGUUUGAUUGUGACGGGAAUGAAACAAAACUCUCAGAAUGUUCCAUCUCUUCAUGGAGUCGAGCUGAAUGUUCUCACAGACGAGAUGUUGGAGUCAUCUGCUCUAGUGAGCACCUUCACACCACACUGAAGUCAUGAGUUUCAGAAUAAAACUACACAUUUCAACAAAUUAAGCAUAUUUUAUAUAAUUAUUGAAUGACAAAUAAACACUCUCUCCAGACAGUAAAGCUCAUCUGGAGAACUGCAGCUCUUCACAAACUCUCAAAUGCAGCUCCACACAACAGCUGUCAGUGAAGAACACUGGUGAGAAAAUCAACAUCUGGACAGACUCUUUGGUUUUUAGUGAUCAGAAAUAUGUAUGUACAAUCACUGUUUUUCUGUCUCUGAAUAUCAGGUGGAGGGUCCAUCAGGCUGGUGGGUUCUGGGGGAGACUGUGCAGGGAGGCUGGAGG